Osmia bicornis bicornis is the source of this 1277-nucleotide messenger RNA. RefSeq names its product V-type proton ATPase subunit D (gene Vha36-1). Bases 72 to 809 code for a protein of 245 amino acids. NCBI's taxonomy places the organism in Eukaryota, Metazoa, Arthropoda, Insecta, Hymenoptera, Megachilidae. The transcript is spliced from 4 exons. Gene Ontology annotation, molecular function: proton-transporting ATPase activity, rotational mechanism. The record is from RefSeq and is a predicted model, not a curated record. Gene Ontology annotation, cellular component: proton-transporting V-type ATPase complex.
UUAUCUUAAAACUUCCGGUCCCGCGAGUCAGCUGAUCAAUCUCAUUCUUGUCUGCUUGAUAGAUCGUAGCUAUGUCUGGGAAAGAUAAACUUGCAAUUUUCCCCUCUCGGGGAGCACAAAUGUUAAUGAAGUCUCGUUUACAAGGAGCACAAAAAGGUCAUGGUUUGUUAAAAAAGAAAGCAGAUGCAUUGCAAAUGCGGUUUAGGAUGAUUUUGGGUAAAAUCAUUGAGACGAAGACCUUGAUGGGAGAAGUAAUGAAAGAGGCAGCAUUUUCAUUAGCCGAAGCAAAAUUUGCAACUGGAGACUUUAAUCAAGUAGUUCUGCAGGAUGUGACAAAAGCACAGAUUAAAAUUCGUUCCAAGAAAGAUAAUGUAGCUGGUGUUAAUCUUCCAGUAUUUGAAUCGUAUCAGGAUGGCACGGAUACUUACGAAUUAGCAGGUUUGGCAAGAGGUGGUCAACAAUUGUCAAAAUUGAAGAAGAAUUAUCAGAAAGCAGUCAAGCUUUUAGUAGAAUUAGCAUCUCUACAGACAAGUUUUGUAACUUUGGAUGAAGUUAUUAAAAUCACGAAUCGUCGUGUGAAUGCUAUUGAACAUGUUAUCAUUCCAAGAAUUGAAAGAACUCUUGCUUAUAUAAUAUCAGAACUGGAUGAAUUGGAAAGAGAAGAAUUCUAUCGGUUAAAGAAGAUUCAAGAUAAAAAGAAAAUAGCUAAAGCUAAGCUUGAGGCAAUUAGAGCUGAAAUGAAAGCUGCAGACCGAGAUUCGGAAUAUGCCAAUAUGCUUGACGAAGGUGACGAUGAUCUUUUAUUCUAAAUACUGUAAAUAAUUUGUUUCCACACUCUGAAGUAUUAAAAAAGUAUGUUUUGAUUCUGAACGAAUGUGUAAAGCGCGAAUCUAAUGAAGUAUGAUAAAAAUGUUCAAUCCUUUCAUGAAAUUCGUCAGACAAUAUAUAUAUUAUGUUACCAACACAUGGUUGUUACGACGUUGCUAAUAUUUUUUAAUUAUAUUACUUAUGCAACACGUCAUAUAAAAAUUAGUGCUAUAUAGUGAUCGAAAGAUGUUAAUAAUACAUUCUGUUAGACACACACCAGUGCAGUGAUUUGAAAUUUGCUGAAACUGUAUUGUGUAUAAAUGCACUCAAAGUACUUGUAUUAUUACUCUGUGAAUAAGGGUACCCUUCAACGCGAAUAAUUUGCGGUAAAUGUAACGUCAUGGGAGAUUAUAGAAUCAAAUAUUUAGCAAAAAUUAACAAAUAAUAAACAUGUACAUACAUAUAUUUAA